Molecule: messenger RNA, 1437 nt
Organism: Sphenostylis stenocarpa
Lineage: Eukaryota; Viridiplantae; Streptophyta; Magnoliopsida; Fabales; Fabaceae
Source: the annotation of a GenBank genome assembly
AUGGCGAGAACAGUCUCCAACAACGACAGCACCAACGAUGAAACAGGAGAUGACAGCAACACUGCAACCAAGGACGAGGGCGAGGUCAAAGGUCGCGUGAGGAAGGGGCCGUGGACCCCGGCGGAAGACGCGAUCCUUGUAGAGUACGUGAAAAAGCACGGUGAAGGGAAUUGGAACUCCGUGCACAAGAAUUCUGGGUUGUUCAGGUGCGGCAAAAGUUGUAGACUUCGCUGGGCCAACCAUCUCAGGCCUAAUCUCAAGAAAGGUGCAUUCUCUCCUGAGGAAGAGCAAAUCAUCAUCGACCUUCAUUCCAAGCUUGGAAACAAAUGGGCUAGAAUGGCCGCACAGUUACCUGGCAGGACGGACAAUGAAAUAAAGAACUUUUGGAACACCAGAAUGAAAAGGCGUCAGAGAGCAGGGUUACCCAUUUAUCCUCCUGAAGUGCAUGCAGAAGCCACUGCAUACCAUCUACAAAACCGCUACUUGGAACACCAACCUCAUUCUUCUGCAUCAUUUGCUUUGCUCCUAUCUUCUUGUUACCCCAAGAAGAUCAAUGACCCUGACCAACCCAAUCGCUCCAAUGCAAACCCGCUGCAAAACCAACCUGAUUCUGCCAACUGUUACAUUAAUCCAAGCCAGCAGCAGUUCAAGUUUUCCAAUGAAAAUGGUGGAAAUUCAAAUCUUGCUGUGCCAUUAUCCCCUCUUUCUCCGUAUGGAUCAUCGUCCUCCUCCCUUCUUAACCACAGUUUUGGGGAUCAUGGCUACAUAGCAGAAUCCCCAUAUGAACCCUUUCCUUUGGUGCGAGGCUCCACCACCGACAUCUCUUCCAACCAAACACCAACCCCUGCUUCAUCAUAUGCUAGCGGUGUUGAUGGCCUGAUGGGAGCUUCAAGCAUGGUUAAUAAUAAUAAUAACUAUAAUAAUGACUACUAUGAAGUUGCACCAUUGUCUCCUCCAGGAAACAGUGGCUUGCUGGAUGCUUUAGUCAUGGAGGCCCAAGGACUUUCUCACAAUGACAAGUCCAAGAGUGAGGAGGACCCAACCCUAGCUGGGAAGCUAUCUUGUAAGAGAAAGAACAUGGAAUAUGCAGAGGAGGGAGGCACUGCGCCUGUGGUGUCAGCCAUGAAGAAGAGCAGUGGAAACAGUACUACUACUGAAAACCAGAGGGAUGAUGAUAUUAGCUCCUCUCAAUUGUCAAAAGGGAAGAAAGUGAUGGGGGAGGAUCCGUUGGAGGAGAUGAACUCGAUGGACGAUGACCUGUUUAGUCUGCUGAACCAGUUUCCCUUAGAAAUGCCAAUGCCUGAGUGGUACCGAAGAGGGGAAAGUCAGUCAUUGGGACUUGAAAACCAGCCCAAUGCUUCACCACCUGACCCCGCUGAUCAAGAGUAUGCUUGGACUCUCGGAACUCGCUGGAACAACAUGCCCAGCAUCUGCUAA